Belonocnema kinseyi is the source of this 3606-nucleotide messenger RNA. Its product is annotated as bicaudal D-related protein homolog. Bases 1193 to 2824 code for a protein of 543 amino acids. The record is from RefSeq and is a predicted model, not a curated record. The transcript has 5 exons. NCBI's taxonomy places the organism in Eukaryota, Metazoa, Arthropoda, Insecta, Hymenoptera, Cynipidae.
GCGCCGCGUACACCUUCGUUCGUUACUCCGUUCCUUUGUGUUUUCGUGAUCGACGCGCGAGUUGAAAGUGGUGUAUGUACACCAGUAAAACGUUAUAGUGAGCCAGCGAAAGAAACCAACCGUUACCGGUCACCAAUAACAACAAAUUCCUGGGUUGCGGUUCACUUUCUACGGAUACCAAUUCAGUGUUCAGUGACGAGCAGCAUAAAAAGUCAGGAAUCGAACCGGAAACAACGACAAAGGAAACACAACAGUGUUUACGAACCAUUAAGGAUUCAUAACCUUCGCAGGUGCGGCGCGAUCGAUGUGACCAAACAGCUAUCACCUUAGAAUUCAGUUUUAAAAAAGAAGACAGCUCAAAGAGUGAUAGUUCUCCUUUUUGGAUAAACAAAGAGUUACCCAAUUUACGAUUUGGUUUAUGUUCCAACAAGUGGUGGCUAAGCUUAGAGUACGAUUUAACUCACGUACUUCAUACUAUUUCGUUCCCAUUGAAAAAAAACGUUGGUGCUAUUAGCGUGGGCGAACACAGGUGCUUGUGUUUCGAAGCAGAAUAAGAAUUUUGGGUCGCAUGCCCCUAUUGCUUAUAGACGAAGUCACGGUCGGGGCGAAAUCUGGAACACCGAGAAUAAAUGGGUUCGCGGAGGAACAGCGUCUCGCGCUGUUGCAUCACCGGUUCAAUGUCAAUGCGCGAGGAGUGAAAAUUUGAGCUUCCGGGGACCCGGGCGGGACUACAUGACGGAAACCUGUUUGACGUCAGUGAUCAGCGAUUAAACUGCGCGAGUGACAGUGUUUUGUUAUUAAUCCCAAAGAUGAUGUUCUCUAGGAAGUAUGUUCUGACUUUUCCUUUUAGUGCAGUAAAGUGAAGUGGUAUAUUCACGAACGUUUAUCUUAUAGUGAGCACGUGGUACCAGAAAUCGAAGCCUAAGUGAUGACGAAGACGGAACGAGACUCGUUCCUAAGGUUAUGUCGGGGCAUUACCUCGACGCGAAAAACAAGACGUAGGUGAACCGUGGAUAGUUUAGAGCCGAGCGUCAUCGGCUCGAAUUCACUAACCAACCUUUAAUCAAAUCGCCCACUUGCUGUCGCACAAAAUAUUAAACUAUCCAGCUCUCGUUGCGAAUCGAGAGCUGGUAGUGGUUAUUGUUCCAUUCGGAGUAAAAGGCGGUAGUUUUUUUUGUAAGUUCCGGCAAAAAUGCUACCAAGAAAAGACGGACAACUGGAGCCCUACGCCCUCGAAGAUAUGAUCUCUGAUCUACAGACGAGGAGGAGUUCUCUUGAUCACGAUGAGGGUGAUCCUGUGGAUUUGCUCAAGCAGAGGGAGAGGGAUUUGGUUCUUGCUGCGGAAUUGGGAAAGGCACUUUUGGAGAGGAACCAAGAAUUAACAAAGCAAAGUGAUGCACUUGCUGAGGAAUAUGCAACCAAAUUGGAGAGUCUGGAGCAAGAAAGGCAUCUUCUUCGGAGGAGGUUGGAAGAAGCAAGGGGGGAGAGUGAAGCUCGUGCCUUGGAACUCCAGGCUGAUGUGGAAGCGUUGCGGAGCCAGUUGGAGGAACAAAGCGAACGAGCAAGAAGGGCUGAACGGGAUCAGGCAACUCUGGUGGCCGAAUUAACGGCCCAGAACACGCGCCUAGCGGAUCAGUUGAGGGAGGCUGCAAAACAAGAAGAGCAGCUGCUCCUGGAAGUGAAGGUUCUGAGAGAAAAAGUCUCUGUCAGGAGUAACACCCUUCAGGAUCAUGUCAGCAGUCUUGAAGUACUCAGAGAUGAGGUCCAAUUUGUGUCAGCUCAAAGAACAGAGUUGGAAAGGCGGUCCCUGGAACUUCGGGAAGAGAGGGCCAGAGCCGUGGCUGCCCUCGAGGAAGCCGAAGAGAGGGCCGCAGCCUUGGAGAGACUGGGCAACGAAGCGGAACAUCGAGUGAGAGUGGCUGAGCGAGAAAGGGACGAGCUGGCGGCGACUUUGGCAGCGAUCGAGGCCGAGAGGAGAGGCAGAUCGGGAUCGAUUCAGAAACCGCCGAGAUCACUUCAGGCGGAAAUGGAAUGCGAGGAGAGCGGAAGUUCGCUGGGGGAGCAGGAAGACCUCAGAGCGGAAGUGACACGCGCGUGCAAGCGUUUGAGGGAGUUGUGCUCGAGACUACGAAGGGGCGAAGACGACUCGGGUCUCCAGAGCGAUUGCGACGAGUCGAUGCUCGUCAUCGCCAAUGGAGCUGAAGCUGAGGCAAAUUGUCCUGGAGCGUUAUCGGACUUGAUAGAAGAACUCUGCAGCCUCGUCCUACCCGGAAGUGGAGGACCAGGUGAAUUAGGCCUAGCAGUAGAACUCCACCGAGUACGAGAAGAGUUCGAGCACUCCAAAGACCAAUUGAAACAAACUCAGGAAGAAUUGAAACGACGAGGGGAGGCUUUGAUCGACACGACGAGCAAGCUCAGUGUCUGUGAAGCUGAACUUCGAGGUGCUCGAGAAGAACGUGAUCGUGCGAGGGGUGACAUCGAAAAUUCGGAACUCACCAAAGACGAUAUUCUCGCUCAGGCUUAUCAAAGCCGAGAUCAGGCCAUCGCCCGGAAAAAUAGGGUUGAGGUGGAGCUCGCGAGAACCCGGAUAGACGUACUUCAAGCCAACAGUCAGCUGAUGGAGGCGAUUCAGCAGAAAAUCGAACUCAGUCAGCAGCUGGAGCAGUGGCAGAUGGACAUGCAGGCUCUCCUCGAUGAGCACGUCCGGAGUAAAUUGACACCCGGGGCCUUGUCUUCGCCCAAUGGAGAUGGGGCCGAGAUUGUCGCGCCCACCCGGAAGAAGAGAAGCUCAAGCACCUCCAAAAAGAGAUUUGGACUCUUCUGAACAAAUGGAGGUGCUGUCUUAUUUAUUGUGAUUGAAGCAGAGACAAAGUGUGUACAUUUAAGAAGAGAAGUCGUUUUAAGUUUUUAAGUUUUCAGUACUUGGAGGGGGUAUUCUCGAUUUUCUUUAGAAAAUGUGCUCUCAGAAAAUUAAAAGGGAAAAUAGGCUUGUGUAUGAUUGUGAGUGAUUGCAAGUGAAUACAAUAGUAUAAAAAAUAUUUUCAAAGUUUGAAGAGUUUAAAGUGGUAUGGAAGUUAAUAAUUUCAAAAUAUAGCCUUCAAAAUUGAAUUUCAAACUUCAAACUUCAAACGUUCGAAAUUCUUCUUUUUUUAAAUUGAUACAUAUUUGAAGCUGAUAGUUGGUACAUUUAAAGUUGAAGAAUUUUGGAAUCAGAAAGUUUAGGAUAGAGCAGGGUGACUACCCGAUGAAUGAUUUUAAAUUCUCGGGUUUCUCCCUGGUUCGAACAAAUUUUAAGCAUUUCAAGAGAUUUUUAAACAUUGUAAAAAUCUCAUUGAUUUCUGACUUGAAACAGGGAAUUUUUGAAAAAAAAAUGCAUUUAUGAUUUGAAACAUCAGAUAAUUUUUGGUUAUCAUAAUUACAAUUGGGAUUGGGAACAGAAAAUUCUUUAGAAGAAUAAUAAUUCUAAAUUGAAUUCCAUUCAGUGUCUAACAAUCUCUGUUCCAAGUCAAAUAAAUCAUUCUUUCCAAAAAUUUCAUUUCCAAACAAAUUCAAAAAUUCCAACUCUAAUUUAUAAUUUUGUUAUGGAAAUCCCCUUUACCAAAGAGA